AUGAAUAUGCUUGAGGAGUCCGGGGUUCACGAUGAGGUGUAGUUUCAAGGCCACACAUUGCAAGGGUUUCUGGAUGGCACACCCAAGAGAGGAAACGCCCAAACUGAUAGUUUCAAGUCUUCAGUGAUUGAGGCAAUCGAGCUAUGCCAAAGUGGUCUAAAAGAGAGGUUUGGCUCUAUGCUCUGUUCAGUGACGGACACUCAAGCCUUGGUGUGUAGUACCACCAGUGAAGUGGUUAAAGAUAUGCUCAUUUUUAACGUAGAUGCAUGGCCAUGUGACACGCAAGAUCUCGUUCACUUUGGUAAUAACAAGAUUGAUGGCCUGACCAGCUGGUUUAAACCCACACUACAGAAGGCUGGCUGUGAUUUUGAUUCAAUUUCUGAAGAGUGGUUUUCACUCAAGGUCCUCAUCAACACCACUUUCCUUGACAAGGAUUACACAAGCUUGUGGGAGAUCAUGCUUACCAAGCUGCCGUACAAAGACGACUUCAAAAAUCUUAUUCAUCUUGUAGAAAUCAUGCUGGUUCAGCCAAUUUCACCCGCCCAAUGUGAGCGUGCCAUCUCCGCUCAGAACAGGGUCAAGAAUAGCCUACGUGUUGCCCUUGGAUCCUCCACACUUGAAGAUUUGAUCCGAAUUACAGCAGAAGGCCCAUCGGUUGAGGAAUUUCAUCCAGCACCUGUGGUCGACAAGUGGCUUUUAAGGGACAGGGAAGCGGGAGAAAGGCAGCGGCGACGCAGUUUCAGAAUGACAUGA
Messenger RNA from Porites lobata, 753 nucleotides. The record is from the annotation of a GenBank genome assembly. NCBI's taxonomy places the organism in Eukaryota, Metazoa, Cnidaria, Anthozoa, Scleractinia, Poritidae.